AUGGACAGCAGCUGUGUCCUCGCAGGCCUGCCUACGGAGAUUCUGUGCAUAAUUGCACAGAAUCUAGAGAUCGAUGACUUCCAAGCGCUACGUCUAGUCAGUCCGAUACUUGCCGAGAGAACAGGUUACACAUUCCGUGCCAAAUUUUUCCAGGAUCUCAAAGUCUACGGCGAUGACAUAGGUCUAAGAGAUCGUGGGAAAUUGUGUAGAAUCUCACAAAACGAAUAUUUUGGACCAUUUGUUCGUACCCUAUGUUUCAGGGAGACGGACCAGGAGCCCUCUAAGCAGCAUGGGAAUACGACUCACCUUAUAAAUUCGGUCCCUCCUCAAAACUCCCCAAGAUCUCAGCUUUCAGGCUCUACGGUGGUGCACCUUAACCGUAAUUCCUCGCCCGUGUUCUCUUCUAAUACGGAAAGGAUUAGUAGCUUGAGUGCGGUGCUCUCAAGGCUUCCGAAGUUGAGUUGCAUACGUUUCAAUGUGAAGUUUGGUGGAGAUCCUCAAUUCGGGUCCCAAGGACGCUCUCUAGCUUCGCUGCAUCAUUUGCUUGAGGCAAUAGACGUCAGUGAGAUUCAACUACAAGAGUUCUCCCUCAAAAUUCCAAUACUUUUACCCCACGACCAGGAUUGGAUGAGACGCCCCGUACUCCCCACACUAGAAAAAAUGCGGAACGUUUCGAACGUGCAGUACCACUUGGCGGCGCCCGAUGAAGGUAUCCGGCGCUGGUAUAACUGUACGUCUUGCUUGGAUUCCCAGACAAGCUUAUGGAUAGCAGCUGAUGAAGUUUGUUAA
Messenger RNA from Aplosporella prunicola CBS 121167, 789 nucleotides. RefSeq lists its product as uncharacterized. The record is from RefSeq and is a predicted model, not a curated record. The transcript has a single exon. Lineage: Eukaryota; Fungi; Ascomycota; Dothideomycetes; Botryosphaeriales; Aplosporellaceae. Bases 1 to 789 code for a protein of 262 amino acids.